AUGGAUGAUUACCUGUCAAAUGCAACACUAACUGUAUCAGAAAUGGACUCCAAUCAACAUUCCAACGUAAACAGCAACAUGUCUCUGCCACUUCGUCUGGAGUCGCGAGCCGUUGUCACUUCCGCGACCAUGUUUACGGUGGGGGUUCUGGGGAACUUAGUCGCUAUAGUAGUACUAUAUAUCUCGAAAAAAGAGCAGAAAGAGACUACCUUCUACACCUUAGUUUGUGGGAUGGCAAUCACAGACCUUCUAGGCACCUGUUUUACCAGUCCUGUUGUUAUCGCUACGUAUGUUACGAACCGGUGGCCAGGUGGGGAACUUUUGUGCCAUUUCUUUUCAUUUUCGAUGCUUUUCUUUGGUUCCGCUGGAAUGUCCAUACUCUGCGCCAUGGCUGUGGAGCGAUACCUCGCCAUAAACCACGCUUACUUCUACUCGCACUACGUGGAUCGGACGAUGGCACGACUAACACUUGUUGCCACCUAUUUAGCCAACAUCGUGCUAUGUGUCAUGCCGAGUUUCGGAUUUGGGAAACACAUCAGACACUUUCCGGGCACAUGGUGUUUUUUAGACUGGAGAGCGACAGAACCCCUCGCUGCGUCUUACUCUUUUGUGUACGGUGGAUUCAUGUUGAUGCUGAUAGGGGUGACUGUAUCGUGUAACUUCGCUGUCUGCAGAUCCUUGGUGCUUAUGAGCCAGAGAAGGCGGAUUGUGAGAGCGGAGAGCUCUGGUCAUGGGGGUUCCGAACGAAGGUUUCCAAAACUGUCAUCUGUGUCCUCAGCAGCAGAAAUUCAGAUGUUUUGGCUACUGAUAUUCAUGACCAUUGUCUUCUUGGUUUGCUCCAUCCCUUUAGUGGUGCGGAUCUUUGUAAACCAGCUGUACGGUCCUGCUCACAUAUCGGCUGGAGGGAAACCGGACUACCGCAGUGAUCUCCUGGCAAUACGUUUCGCCUCCUUUAACCCGAUAUUGGAUCCAUGGGUUUACAUCUUGUGCCGAAAAAACCUGCUGAUUAAGGGUUGCGAGAAUGUAAAGCGGAUAUUUGGGAAGACAAGGAAGGGUCAUACGCGUAAAAAGGGCCGGGUAAGCGGUCAACACACCCCUCCUUCGUAUACCCCAAGCAACACUAGUUACGCAUCUCUACGCACGGGAAAUGAUAAAGACGAUGAGCAGGUUGUCAUCAGGACUAAAUCGUUCACAGAUUUCACUGUACAACAGACGUGGGAUUUUGAUGCGUCCCGACCCAAUUUUCAUCCUUUCAGCGUUGUAGAAAAUGCUAUUAUUUCUGAAACAUGCACUCGUGGAGCCUCAAAGACAUUUAAGACGAAACCCAUUUUGAGCUCUAUUACACAGGAAUCCCCUGUCCAUGUUGAUGGCGGAGAAGCACAUUCUGCGUGUGAUCGGAGGCACGGUGGGCAGCUUGAAAUAGUCACUUGUACUUUUAGUAGCCCAAGCUCUUGUAUUUCCGAGAAGUGCAUCUAA
Molecule: messenger RNA, 1476 nt
Organism: Megalops cyprinoides (Indo-Pacific tarpon)
Lineage: Eukaryota; Metazoa; Chordata; Actinopteri; Elopiformes; Megalopidae
Product: prostaglandin E2 receptor EP4 subtype-like
Exons: 2
Coding region: 1-1476 (491 amino acids)
Biological process (GO): positive regulation of cytosolic calcium ion concentration; cellular response to prostaglandin E stimulus; negative regulation of inflammatory response
Cellular component (GO): plasma membrane
Molecular function (GO): prostaglandin E receptor activity
Source: RefSeq, a predicted model, not a curated record